AUGGAAAACAGGGACCCCUAUCUAACCUGCAUCGUGUGCGGGAUGGAGACCAGCAGCUGGACGCCAAACAAGAUAGACAAAGAAAGGCCGGACUGGAGAAAGAUGCGAGAACAGAACCCGCAUCAACCAGUCAUUAUUCCAGCGUCCGACUUGGAAGCAGUGGAUUUUAUCGGCGAGGAACUUGCGACUCUCUGGGCCGCUUUUUACCGGGCAAUCAUCGACGACCCCACGACAAACUCGCUGUUUAUCUCGGGCAUCAACCGCAAAGGCGACUGCACGUGUCCGGGGCCCGUAAUCAACGACCCCGACAAAGCCUGCGUUUUCUUCAUGCCCCGGCGCCGCGGCCGGGCCCAGAGCCGAUUCACCGACUUCCACCCCGUGAACAUGAGCGGUUACGACAAAAACAGAGCAGCCGGGAAGCGGAUUGGAUACGCCAUCCACGCGGCAUGCUGGUUGCUUCUGGACCGGGUUAUCGGCGCGGAUCUCGUAACAAACAACCUCCGCGCGUUCGUGGACACCGUCUCGGCAUUCUGGAAGAAGCCCGCGAAUAGAUGCUCCUGGGAAACGGAAUCGAUUUGGGAAGUUGGACCGCCUGAGCAGGACCCGCAGUGCUGGUAUGAGCCGGACUCCGUGGGUCUGCGGAAGAUCGAGGAGGUCGGGGAGCUCGAUGAGGAUGGAUACCCGCGCGAGUUCACGAAGCGCGAUAUCCAUGCGCCGAAUAACCCGUUUCGAAUCGUGGAUAUCGCGGAGCUGGUUGGGCGGGUGGCACUACCUAAGCAGGGAGAGGGAGUCGACGGGUCCUUCCAACCUAAUGGUACCAGCAGUGCCAUUGCUGCAAUCUGCUGCCUCCCGACGGAUAUCGCCCUGCUGAUCGUGGACACAAUCUACACGACGCGGGAGUUCUGCCGGGCCAGGGUGCAAGACACGCGGAACCUGCUCCGGGCGACCGGGUGGGUGCUGCCACGGUCGUACUGGGUUGCGCGUUGCAACCCGGCGGUCGUGUUUGAGGUGCAGGAUCUGCUUGACUCGGGCAAGGCUGCGGACUGGGCGGCGCUGUGUCUGGGGCUGGAAGAGCUGCAGCUUCACCCGGACUGGUACUGCAAUAGUGGGUUGAACCAUCGACGGAAGAUAUUGGGGUUUUUGGCGGAGAUUAAGGAGGGAUUUGCGGAGAGGCUAUUGCCUUGA
Aspergillus mulundensis is the source of this 1185-nucleotide messenger RNA. RefSeq lists its product as uncharacterized. The record is from RefSeq and is a predicted model, not a curated record. The transcript has 2 exons. The coding region runs from base 1 to 1185 and encodes 394 amino acids. Lineage: Eukaryota; Fungi; Ascomycota; Eurotiomycetes; Eurotiales; Aspergillaceae.